GCCGCCGCUGCCGACGGGAUCCUCUCAGGGGUUUGAAAGCCCGGCCUUCCCGGUCAUGUUCCUGACGGACUUUCGCAGAGAUUUCUAUGAGGUGGUCGUGAACCAGCGGGUGCUACUUCUUGUUGCUUCAGAUGUAGAUGCGUUAUGUGCUUGUAAAAUACUCCAAGCUUUAUUUCAGUGUGAUCAUGUGCAGUAUACUUUAGUCCCAGUAUCUGGAUGGCAAGAACUUGAAACUGCAUUUCUUGAACAUAAAGAUCAGUUCCAGUAUUUUGUUCUCAUAAAUUGUGGUGCCAAUGUUGAUCUACUUGAUGUCCUUCAACCCGAAGAAGACAGUGUUUUCUUUGUCUGUGACACACACAGGCCUAUCAAUAUAGUGAAUGUUUACAACGAGCCACAGAUCAAACUACUGGUAAAGCAAGAUGAUGACCUUGAAAUUCCUGCCUUUGAUGAUAUCUUUAGGGAUGAGGAGGAGGAGGAAGAUUCUGGUAACGAAAGUGAUGGUUCAGAGCCUUCAGGAAAGCGGAGGCGAUUUGAAGAGGAAAUAGUGGAAAGAACAAUGAAAAGACGGCAAAGAAGAGAGUGGGAAGCACGCAGGCAAGAAAUUCUGUUUGACUAUGAGCAGUAUGAAUAUCACGGGACUUCAUCUGCCAUGAUGAUGUUUGACUUGGCAUGGAUAAUGUCUAAAGAUUUAAAUGAUAUGUUGUGGUGGGCUAUUGUUGGACUAACAGACCAGUGGAUUCAAGACAAAAUCACUCAAAUGAAAUACGUAACAGACAUUGGAUCUCUACAGCGGCAUGUAUCUCGGCAUAACCAUCGCAACGGGGAUGAAGAAAAUUCUCUUUCUAUUGACUGCAUGAGAAUAGCAUUUGAAUAUGACUUGUGCCUUGCGCUCUAUCAACAUUGGUCUCUGUAUGAAAGCCUCUGUAAUACCUGCUACACUUCUGCCAGCUUCAAGCUUUGGUCUGUUCAAGGUCAGAAGAGACUGCAGGAAUUCCUUGCUGAUAUGGGCUUACCUUUGAAGCAAGUAAAACAGAAAUUCCACUCUAUGGACAUUUCCUUGAAAGAGAAUCUACGGGAGAUGAUUGAAGAGUCUGCAAAUAAGUUUGGAAUGAAGAAUUUAAGAGUACAAACCUUCAGCAUCCAGUUUGGUUUUAAAAAUAAGUUUUUAGCAAGUGAUGUAGUUUAUGCUGCUGCUUCUUUAAUGGAGAACAUGGAGAAAGACGAAAGUGGAACUGACAAUUUCAUCAAAGCUUUGGAUAGUCUUUCCAGGAGUAACCUGGACAAGUUGCAUCAAGGGCUGGAACUAGCCAAAAAGCAACUUCGUGCAAUUCAGCAGACCAUAGCCAGCUGUAUCUGCACCAAUCUUGUAAUCAAUCAGGGACCGUUCCUUUACUGUUAUCUCAUGGAGGGCACACCAGAUGUGAAAUUGUUCUCCAGACCAGUAUCGUUAUGCCUGCUUAGCAAAUACUUACUCAAGUCAUUUGUUUGUUCUACAAAAAACAAGCGCUGCAAGCUGCUGCCAAUGGUUAUGGCUGCACCAAUGGACACUGAGCAAGGCACAGUGAUCAUGGUGGGGAUUCCACCUCAUCUGGAAAGCUCAGACAAAAAGAACUUUUUUGGAAGAGCAUUUGAAAAAGCUGCAGAGAAUACCAGUUCUCGGACUUUACACAACCAUUUUGACAUGUCUAUUAUUGAAUUGAAAAUGGAAGAUCGAAGCAAAUUUCUGGAUGCACUUAUUUCUCUUUUGUCCUAGUGGUAAGAUGGUGCUGAAGGAUUUUUUUUUUAGCCAUUGAAUCUUGAACAAUUGUAGAACUCAUUAAAAUGUAUCUGAUUGUGUUCUAUUUUUAAACUUUUGUCUUUCUCUUUUGGUAAGCUCUUGAUACCGUUUUAUCUGUGAGUUUUACCUUAUGUAUAUGGAAUUUGUAAAUAGCAAUUAUCUUGUAUCUACCAUGUUUGGCUUGUAUAGCUUUGAUGUAAACCUAUUUU
Zootoca vivipara (common lizard) is the source of this 1986-nucleotide messenger RNA. RefSeq names its product cell division cycle 45 (gene CDC45). Lineage: Eukaryota; Metazoa; Chordata; Lepidosauria; Squamata; Lacertidae. Gene Ontology annotation, biological process: double-strand break repair via break-induced replication; mitotic DNA replication preinitiation complex assembly; DNA replication initiation. The record is from RefSeq and is a predicted model, not a curated record. Gene Ontology annotation, cellular component: DNA replication preinitiation complex. Gene Ontology annotation, molecular function: single-stranded DNA binding; DNA replication origin binding; chromatin binding.